GCUUGAUGCUUCUGACAAUCCCAGACAAUCCGACGAGCGCGAAGUGAGCAUUUCGGGAACUACGUGACCGAUCACCGACGACGCACGUCUGUUUGUCUUUCGGGAUUUACGCGGUUUAACCUAUUUAACCAUCAAGUUUGGUUGCUCGGCGAGAUUGGGCGAGAUACAGUUGGAAGAGCGACAGAUUCGGAGUACACGAUGGCUACACCUCCGAAUACCGGAUUGUCCUUCGGUACGCCAAAAGCCACGACAGGACUCACCGGUCUGACUUUUGGCACUCCGACCACCAUGGUCACUGGAACCGGCUUUGGCCUCGGUGGCGGGAUAACCGCGACAACAACGUCCAUAUCCACUGCAUCGAGUCUACCGAGUUUCACGAAUCUUGCGAGCAGCGGGAGUGGUGGGACUCCUAUGUCCGCGGCAACGGGACUUUCGUUCGACGCCGCGAAAGUGUCGCCAGCUCCGGCCACGGGGUUUCCCAUCGUGACAACUACAACGGGAAGUUUCAAUUUUGGUGUUGGAACAGCAAAACCUAUGACAGGAUCCACUGGCUUGACUUUUGGUACUCCAAAUACUAUGACUACUGGACCUGGCGGCUUUGGUCUUGGAAGUACAAUUGCAACUACAACGUCGGCAACAAACGUACCGAGCUUUAACCUUCCUAGCAGUACAGCGCCAACGUCUGUAACACCGGGGCUUUCAUUCGAUGCCUCGAAAACAGGUACCACAACUUCGAACACAGGAUUUUCUCUCGCAGCAACUACUACAGCAGGAUUUAGUUUUGGAACAUCAACGACUGCUUCCACUGGAUUUCCUUUGAGCAAAACAACUUCCGCUGUUGUUUCAACGAGUUUAGCAGCACCUGCAACUCACACUUCCUUGGGUACUACCACUACUGUUAGUUCUGCAACUGGUAUUCAACCAGGUGCCAUUAAUUUCUGUCAGCUUGAAGAAUCUAUCAACAAGUGGACUUUAGAAUUGGAGGAACAAGAGAAAGUAUUCGUGAAUCAAGCGACACAAGUUAAUGCCUGGGAUAAAUUGUUGAUAACAAACGGGGAGAAAAUAGUAACGUUAAAUCAAGAAGUUGAAAGAGUAAAAAUCGAGCAGCAACAAUUGGAGCACGAAUUGGACUAUGUUGUAGGACAACAGAAAGAGCUGCAAGAAUGUUUAGUACCACUGGAAAAGGAGCUAGCAUCUCUUUCUGUCUCGGAUUCCGAUCGAGAAUAUACGUAUCGUUUGUCGGAGAACCUCGAUACUCAGCUAAAACGCAUGUCAGAGGAUUUGAAGGAAAUAAUAGAACAUUUAAAUGAAGCAAAUCGUGCUCAAGACUCCAGUGAUCCUAUCGUUCAAAUUGGAAAAAUUUUAAACGCGCAUAUGAACAGUUUACAAUGGCUGGAUCAACAGACGGCUCUGUUGAAUCAGAAAAUACAACAGAUAGAUCAGAUGCAUCAGAGUUUCAGGCAAGAGAGCGAACAGAAUUUACAUUUAGCUUAUAAUUAGCCAUUAACUCAUUUUUUAUACAUAUAUAAAUUUGUAAGAACUAUUUUUUGUGUGUAG
Messenger RNA from Cyphomyrmex costatus, 1557 nucleotides. RefSeq names its product nucleoporin 62 (gene Nup62). The coding region runs from base 199 to 1500 and encodes 433 amino acids. Gene Ontology annotation, cellular component: nuclear pore; nuclear pore central transport channel. The record is from RefSeq and is a predicted model, not a curated record. Gene Ontology annotation, molecular function: structural constituent of nuclear pore; phospholipid binding. The transcript has 5 exons. Gene Ontology annotation, biological process: protein import into nucleus; RNA export from nucleus. Lineage: Eukaryota; Metazoa; Arthropoda; Insecta; Hymenoptera; Formicidae.